GUUCAGUCUCUCAGCGUCGGCGGCCGUAUGCGCAGCAGCAGCAGCGCGCAAAAAUCGGAAUCGAAAAUUUCUAGUUUCUGUCUGGUACACACAGUCAAGACAGGCUGUUAAAUCGAGAAAGUGUUGGAAAAGUGGCAAAUAAAUUGCAGGAAAUGUGGCAAAAUUGAAAUCGUCUAUCUUACAAGUUGUGCAAAAUCAUUUUCAAACGGUAAACGUGCGAAUUUGUGCAACGAAAAUGUCAAGUUUUGUGUGAAAUCUCAAUUUACUUCAGCAGUUGCGGCGUUUAUGGGCUUUACAUCACGCUUCGGCAACCAGACGGAGACACGCAAGCAAUUGAAUUAAUAAAAGUGCAGCUAAUUGAAGUGCAAAAUAGUAGCGGCGACAAGUGAAUAAGUGAGUAAUAAAUAAGUGGCAGAUAAGCAAACAAAAAUAUUAAAAAAUCCCACCAAAGAAUGUUAUAAUUAAAAGUAAAAGUGGUGGAAAACCUGGAAAUAUUGAAAAUCGCAUGAAAGUGUUUACCGUGGAAAUUAGCUAAAGUUGACAAAUAUUUUGCAAGAUUUAAAAAUUUGCAUUAUAAAAAAUACUAAAAAUUAAAAAUAAUUAAUAAUAAUUUAAAUUAUACUCCAAAAUUAAUUUUACUUAAAGUCAACUGCGUACUUUGCACGUGUGCGUUGGUAACGCCGGUUCAUAGUCUCUCAUUGUUGUUGUUUGGUUGGUAAUUUGCAGCGCCUACGGCUGAACCGACAGCUGAUGAUGACAACCACAGUAACAACAACCAAUUUAAUAUAAUUGUAAUAAAAAAUAAUGAAGAAGACGCAGAAUUAACAGCACAAGGUGGUAAUAAAGUAGUGUAAAGUGGAGUCUAAGGUUAAUGAUAAAAAUAAAACGUGCAGCAAACCUCGAAACAAGUGUGGUGAAGUGAACAAAAUUAAAUAGAAAACGACAAGAAGAAGCAGCAACUGACGCAUUUCGGCGUAGAUAAAAGGCGCCUCGCAUGCUUCACGGAAUUCAAUAAUUUAAUUAAGAUUUUAACUAAAGAUCUCAAUCAUUCCAUAUAUACAAAUAACCGUUAAAAACUUGACGCUAACGACAACAAGAAUCACAUCACUCUCAGCAAAUCGAAUUUCGCAAUCUCAAAUAUAUAACCAGAUGUACCGAAAAUGUAAAUAUUUGCCUGCAAAUCUUCAAAAUAUCUCAAAAGAAGAGUCACAAAGACGAAAAUGAUAAUCUAGUCGCAAAAGUCAAGCAGGAACUUGAUUCCUCUUGCAAAGUUUAAGCCAAAAAGACUUUUGGCUUUUGAAAAACAAACAUAUAACGGCAAAUUUUAGUUGUAAAUAAAUAUUUAGAAAAGAAUACUACACGCUUAUUAAUUACUGUUAGUUGAGCAAAAAGUCGUCGGCCAUUCAAAAUGACGAAAAAGUACGAAUUCGAUUGGAUCAUUCCGGUGCCGGAGGAAUUGACCACCGGCUGCGUGUUCGAUCGUUGGUUUGAGAAUGAGAAGGAAACAAAGGAGAAUGACUUUGAGAAGGACGCAAUGUUCAAAGUGGACGAAUACGGAUUCUUUUUGUAUUGGAAAAGCGAUGGCAGGGAAGGUGACGUCAUCGAAUUGUGUCAAGUUAGUGAUAUAAGAGCGGGAGGUGUGCCGAAGGAUCCGAAAAUUCUCGAUAAAGUGACAAAAAAGAAUGGCACCGAUAUGGUGGCCUUGGAUAAACGUUCACUGACAAUAUGUUCGAAUACAGAUUAUAUAAAUAUAACAUAUCAUCAUGUUAUUUGUCCGGAUGCAGCAACGGCAAAGCGCUGGCAAGAGGGUUUACGUUAUAUAACACAUAAUAAUAAGGCAACCAAUGUGUGUCCGAGAACUAAUUUAAUGAAGCAUUGGAUGCGCUUAUCUUUUUCGGUGGAAAAAGGUGGCAAAAUACCUAUUAAAGUGGUAGCGAAAACUUUUGCGUCCGGCAAAACGGAAAAGCUAGUGUAUCAAUGCUUUAAGGAAGUCGGACUACCGGACGAUAAGAGUGCCACCAUGACGAAGGAAGAGUUCACAUUCGAUAAGUUUUACGCGCUGUACCACAAGGUUUGCCCACGCAAUGACAUCGAAGAGCUGUUCACUUCCAUCACUAAGGGUAAAUCGGAAGUCAUUUCGAUGGCACAGUUCGUACAGUUCAUGAAUGAUAAGCAACGUGAUCCACGUAUGAAUGAAAUUUUAUAUCCGCUCUAUGAUGAGAAGCGUUGCACGGAAAUUAUCAACGAUUAUGAAUUGGACGAAGAGAAGAAGAAGGCGGGUCAAAUGUCGAUGGAUGGUUUUAAGCGAUAUCUCAUGUCCGAUGAGAAUGCACCCGUAUUCUUGGAUCGCUUGGAAAUGUAUAUGGAAAUGGAUCAUCCAUUGGCGCAUUACUAUAUCAAUAGUUCGCAUAACACCUAUCUGUCGGGUCGUCAAAUCGGUGGUAAGAGUUCGGUGGAAAUGUAUCGGCAGACGCUAUUGGCGGGUUGUAGAUGCGUCGAGCUGGACUGUUGGAAUGGCAAAGGUGAAGACGAGGAGCCCAUCGUAACUCACGGCCACGCCUACUGUACUGAAAUUCUAUUUAAAGAUUGCAUUCAAGCCAUCGCCGAUUGUGCAUUUGUCUCCUCCGACUAUCCUGUUAUAUUAUCCUUUGAGAAUCACUGCAAUCGUGCGCAGCAAUAUAAAUUAGCUAAAUACUGUGAUGACUUCUUCGGUGAACUAUUACUAAAGGAACCGUUGCCCGAACAUCCGCUCGAUCCUGGUUUACCACUCCCACCGCCUAAUAAAUUGAAACGGAAAAUACUAAUAAAGAAUAAACGUAUGAAACCGGAAGUCGAAAAGGUCGAAUUGGAGCUCUGGUUAAAGGGUGAACUGAAGACCGAUGAUGAUCCGGAGGAAGAUGCCAGCGCCAAACCACCUGAUGCGGCACCACCACCAGAGGCUGCCGCCGCACCACCAGCGGGCGAGCCCGGCGCAGAUGGUGCUGCGCCUGAGGCGGAAGCAGCAGCGGUCAAUUACAGCGGCUCCACGACGAAUGUACACCCCUGGCUGUCAUCGAUGGUCAAUUAUGCGCAGCCCAUUAAAUUCCAGGGCUUCGAUAAGGCUAUUGAGAAAAAUAUCGCUCACAACAUGUCGUCGUUUGCCGAAGCGGCUGGCAUGAACUAUCUUAAACAGAGCUCCAUCGACUUUGUCAAUUAUAACAAACGUCAAAUGUCGCGCAUUUACCCGAAGGGCACACGCGCCGACUCUUCCAACUAUAUGCCACAAGUGUUCUGGAACGCUGGCUGUCAGAUGGUCUCGCUCAAUUUCCAAACCUCCGAUCUGCCUAUGCAAUUGAAUCAGGGUAAAUUCGAAUAUAACGGUGGCUGUGGCUACCUGCUCAAGCCGGAUUUUAUGCGCCGCUCAGACAAGGAUUUCGAUCCGUUUGCCGAUGCGCCCGUGGACGGUGUCAUUGCCGCGCAGUGCUCCGUGAAAAUUAUAGCCGGUCAAUUCUUGUCAGAUAAAAAAGUCGGCACCUACGUCGAAGUCGACAUGUUCGGUCUGCCCUCGGACACAGUAAAGAAAGAGUUUCGUACACGUUUGGUGCCUAACAACGGUUUGAAUCCCGUAUACAAUGAGGAUCCGUUUGUCUUUCGUAAAGUGGUGCUGCCCGAUUUGGCUGUGUUACGUUUCGGCGUCUAUGAAGAGAGCGGCAAAAUGAUUGGACAGCGUAUAUUACCGUUGGACGGUCUACAGGCCGGCUAUCGACACGUCUCACUGCGUACCGAAGCGAACUUCCCAAUGUCGUUGCCUAUGCUUUUCGUCAACAUCGAAUUAAAGAUUUAUGUACCUGAUGGCUUUGAAGAUUUCAUGGCCAUGCUGUCGGAUCCGAAAGGAUUUGCGGGCGCUGCAGCAAAACAAAAUGAACAAAUGAAGGCGCUGGGCAUUGAAGAACAGAGUGGUGGUGCGGCACGUGAUGCAGGCAAAGCCAAGGAAGAGGAGAAGAAAGAACCACCACUGGUAUUCGAGCCAGUUACGUUAGAAUCACUGCGCAGUGAGAAAGGCUUCCAAAAGGUGGCCAAAAAGCAAAACAAAGAGCUAGAUACGCUUAAGAAGAAACACACCAAGGAACGCAUGACCAUGCAGAAGAAUCAGAAUGCGGCUAUUGAUCGGCUAAUCAAGGGCAAAAGCAAAGAUGAAAUCCGCAACGACACCACGAUCAAGAACGCAAUCACCGAACAGACGCAACAGUGGACCGAGAUGAUUGCCAAACACAAGAAAGAGGAAUGGGAUAUGUUGCGGCAACAUGUGCAGGAUUCGCAAGAAGCAAUGAAGGCUUUAAUGCUGACCGUACAGGCGCAACAGGUGAAGCAGCUCGAGGAACGGCACGCGCGUGAUAUUAAAGACUUGAAUGCUAAGCAAGCCAAAACCUCCGCUGAUACCGCCAAAGAGGUGCAAAAUGAUAAAACAUUGAAGACGAAGAAUGAGAAGGAUCGACGAUUGCGUGAGAAACGACAAAAUAAUAUCAAACGCUUUAUGGAAGAGAAAAAGCAAAUCGGUGUUAAACAGGGACGUGCUAUGGAAAAACUCAAAGUGGCACACGGCAAACAAGUCGAGGAAUUUAGUACUGACGUGCAAAAGUUACUCGAUAUGUACAAAAUGGAGGAGGAGGCCUACAAAAUACAAGGCAAGUCUGAAUUCUAUGCCUAGGACCCAACUAUAACCGCAGAGCAGCCACUUUUAUAAUGUUGGUGUGCACGUGACAUGGUGAAGUGGUGGAAAACAAUUAAACGCUUACAGUGUAAGCCUGUCAUGGAAACGAAACGGCAAUUGGCAGCACUUAUGCGAAAGUUUAAAAUGCAAUCGAAAUAAUAAGUAUUUAAUAUUUAUUUAAUUAUUUAUAGCAACUAAAGAGUAUAAAUUUAAAAUCAAAACAAAACAAGAAAAAAUCUAAAGAUUAGAACGCAAUUCUAUGUAAAACCUUUCAAAGCGAAUAUUGAAGAAAAAUUAUUUAUAGUAAAGUAACGUGAAAUUUCUAUAUAUAUUUAUGCAAAGGAUGAAGAUACAUGUUAUAUAUAAAAUAUAUAAACUAAUUUUAGCGUUAACUGAGAAAAAAAUAGAAAUUAUUUGUAAACUAGUGAAAAUAAGUGCAACUGGAAUGAAUUCGUAAUGUCGAAAAAAAAUUCUGAUAAAACGAGUUUAGAGUUUAACACCGCAUUUUUGUCUAAGUCAAACUAGAAAAUUUAAAAAGAAGUCAACAUAACCUUAAAACAUGCAACAUAACAUAAAAAAUUCAAUAUAAACCAGAAAAAAUCAGGAUAACCUUAAAAAACAUUCAAUAUAACCUUUAAGAAGUCAAGAUAACCUUAAAAAAGAAAACAUAAACUUAAAAAAAAUCAAUAUAAACCACAACAGAACUAUAAAAAGUCAACAUAUAAUUCAAUAUAGCCUUAUAAAGGUAAUAUAAACUUGAAAAAACAACAUAACCUUAAAAAAGUCAAUAUAAACUUAAAAAAUAAACAUAAAACCGAAAAAAUCAGCAUAACUUUCAAACAAGUCAAGAUAACCUUAAAAGAGAAAAAUGAAGAUAAAAAAUUAAGAAAAAACUUUAAAAAGUCAACACAAAAAUCAAGACAACCUUAGAAAAGGUAAGAUAAACUUAAAACAAAUCAACAUAACCUUAAAAAAGUCAACAUAAACUCUAAAAAUCAGCAUAAUAUUAAAAACCUAACCUUUAAAAAUAUCACGGUAGCCUUAAAAAGGAAACAUAAGCGCAAAAAAAUUAAAAUAAAUUUAAAAAAGUCAACAUAAACUCAAAAAAUCAGCAUAACAUUAAAAAAUCUAUAAAAACUUAAAAAAGGCAAUAUAAACUUAAAAUAAAUUAACAUAACCUCAAAAAAUGUGAAAACAAUAGCUAAUUACGUAAUAUUUAACGUUUUCCAUUAACAAAGUAUUUGCUAGUGAAAAAAAUAAAAACUAAAAUGAAUUAAAAAUAAAAAGACAAAAAAAAUGUAUAAAACUAAAAACAAAAAUAAAAAAUAUAUAUAUUAUAUAUACAUAUAAAAAAAAUAAAAUAAUGUGGCAACAUUAAGAAAAAAAAUUAAGACACAGCAUACAGUUCAAAAGUUCAUUAACAAAAAAGGUAAAAAUCAAUAAACAAUAAAAUAAAAAAAUCAGUUUACACUUGUUGCAGGCUGAGACCAGCAGAUUUCUAACUUGAAAUAAAAUUUAAUUCUAAAAAACAUAUUGAACAAUAGUAAAACCGUAAGCAAAUAGCAAGGUGUAAAGACAUUAAUAACUUUACCAAUGAAAAAUACACAGAAAUAUUGUAAGUACCAAAAAAAAAAUACAAAAACCACAAAAAAUAAAAAAUAUACAAAAAAAUAAACAAA
This is a messenger RNA of Bactrocera neohumeralis, 6369 nucleotides long. RefSeq names its product 1-phosphatidylinositol 4,5-bisphosphate phosphodiesterase (gene norpA). The record is from RefSeq and is a predicted model, not a curated record. The transcript is spliced from 18 exons. Gene Ontology annotation, biological process: phosphatidylinositol-mediated signaling; lipid metabolic process. Gene Ontology annotation, molecular function: phosphatidylinositol-4,5-bisphosphate phospholipase C activity; calcium ion binding. The coding region runs from base 1409 to 4687 and encodes 1092 amino acids. NCBI's taxonomy places the organism in Eukaryota, Metazoa, Arthropoda, Insecta, Diptera, Tephritidae.